AUGCAGGGCACCCGCUGGGCAGUGGUGAUGUGUGGGGGCCCAGGGGUGGGGGCGCUGGCUGAUGGUGUGAAUGUGGAGCGCCUCUCACUGGUGGCAUCUCCCAAGUGCCUGGGGCUGGCUCCCCACCCCGCCCUCACGCUCACCUCUGCCCCAACCCCCUCCCAGGAUGGGAAGAAGCAGCUGAUGGUGCUGAUAGACUGCUCACAGGGGGGCAGCAGCCUGCGGGACGGCUCCCUGGAGCUCAUGGUGCACCGAAGGCUGCUGAAAGAUGACAGACGUGGCCUGAGGGAGCCACGGCUAGAGAAGUCAGGGUCGUGGGUGCGGGGGCGCCACCUCGCGCUGCUGGACGUGGUGGGCAUGGCGGCCACAGGGCACUGGCUGCUGGCGGAGAAGGAGGUCCUGGCCCUGCAGGUGGUGCUGGCGCUGGGGGGUGGUGCCCUGUACAAUCCUAGAGCUGCCAUGUGCACACAGGUCCUGUUGCCCUCCCAGCUUCCCCCUUCCCCGCCUGUGCACCUGCUCACACUGGCCUGCUGGGGCCCAGAGCUGCUGCUGCACUUGGAGCACCAGUUUGCCAGUGGGGAAGACUCAGGCCGCAACUUGAGCUCCCCUGUGACCUUGGAUUUACAGAACCUGUUCUCCACCUUCACCAUUGCCUGCCUGCAGGAGACCAUGCUGGCUGCCAACCAUCUCCGGGCCUGCGCCUCCAGGCUCAGGCUCAAGUGGACCCCAGACACCAGUGGGCACCUAGCAUGGGAGGGGUGGGCUCCUGCCUGGGGCUGGCGGCUGGGGGCAGUGUAUGAGGAAUGGGAAUAUGGGCCAGGAUCCAGUAUAGAACCUGAGGACCCUGGGCAGAUCCAGGCUCGGGGCUUCAGAGUCCCGAGUGGGUUCAGCACAUGAGCAGUAGGUUGUGUGGGUUGAGCAUUCAGGCCUGGGAACAAGUUAUAAACUCUAUCAUGUGCUCAAAAUCUGUAGCUUGCUGGAUGAUCUCGAGACAUGCACACCCAAAGAGGAGUGUGGGUGUUAGUACCACCUUCGCCCCAGAAGGAACUUUAUGGUUUUACUGUCCUGGAAAUGGCUCACAGCAUAUUUUUGGAGAAUUUGAUUAUAUAGGGAAUCACAGCUGAUUGAGUACAGGUGGCAUGGUUUAAUUCUGCUGUGCAGAAGAUACUGGGUGUGAUUUCAUAGCUGCCAUGAAGACGUCUCUCCUUCCGUUUCCAUAUUUUAACUGACCUUGUGGGUGACCUGUGGCUAG
Messenger RNA from Oryctolagus cuniculus (rabbit), 1252 nucleotides. The record is from RefSeq and is a predicted model, not a curated record. NCBI's taxonomy places the organism in Eukaryota, Metazoa, Chordata, Mammalia, Lagomorpha, Leporidae.